Cordyceps fumosorosea ARSEF 2679 is the source of this 1896-nucleotide messenger RNA. RefSeq lists its product as hypothetical. The record is from RefSeq and is a predicted model, not a curated record. The transcript is spliced from 2 exons. NCBI's taxonomy places the organism in Eukaryota, Fungi, Ascomycota, Sordariomycetes, Hypocreales, Cordycipitaceae. The coding region runs from base 1 to 1896 and encodes 631 amino acids.
AUGGGUGAUCGAAUGUACCAAAGCACCGAAUACACAAAAGUCAGUCUUGCUUCCAGAAAGCUCAUGAGAACCGCAAGCCAGAAAUUAAAGACCAAGUUGAACGCCGCCAUUGAGGAUCUUGGAUCAUUUCUCGAUGACGAGCUUUCGGAGAGUCGAAUCGGCCUGCCUCCAGACAUGCGUGCCCACCUGGACAGGUUUCGCGGCGCUCUGUUGACGUUCUACACUGCCAAGUUUGGCUCUUUUCCUCCUAGCGAUUUUGACUCAAGGGUUGUGCAGGCCAUGUUGGAGGACUUUGAAGCCUUGUACGACCUUCUUGUAGACGACGGCAUCGGCGCGCCCGGGAUGUUCGGUGGGAACAAUGGGGGUGGCUUGUGCAUUCUGCAAAUCAUCAAAGGAUUCGACAGCCGCAAUUCCUUCGUCGCCCGUCAGCAUCCCCUGCCUCUUCUCCCCGAUACGUCCGGGCUUCGCACGCGCCGCAUGUCGUGGCUUGGCCGCGGAGAGAUGAAGAAACCCUCCAACCGGCUCGUCGCCCAUACAGCGCUGAUCAAAGCCUCCAACUGGCGCGAUUCCAAGAAUGGUCUCGUACGAAUGUACCGUGAUUUUGAGGGCAAGUCGCUGGAGCCGGCAGCCAACAAGGGAGACAGAUCAAGCCUGUCAAUCACGGAUGCUCGCAAAGUGCGAUGGAUCUUGAUAUAUGCCAUGUGCCAGGUUCUACGCAGCAUCUCGCAAACGGCGCCGCAAGUGGCCGGCGAACAAGCACCCUACUUCCUCAGCGCCCCCAUUGAGCUACCGCCUUGGGACAUUGCGCUGGACAAUUUGAAUACAACAAUGGAGCUCCCGAUUCGUAUCAGCGCAUUGCCUACAAUGCCUCCGCCGACCAAUGAGCCUUGGCAGCCCAAAUUCGCAGACGAAGUGGAAAUCAAACCGGACAUUGACUAUUUUGCAUUGACGCACAAUAUGGAACUCCAGCAGCCAGCAAAGCUCGGGCGCAGGCAGUCAAUGCUGAGCCAGACCACAGCAUCACCAACGAGGCGAUCGUCAGCGAAGCUCGUGACGGGCACCGGGCUCGAGCGUCGCUCAACAAUACGGGACUCGAUAAAGCGACGACUGCGCCCGGGAAGCGCGACUUCUGCAACUUCUCCCACGGCGAGCAAAAGUGUGUACCACGAGAUCGUGGUUGAAGGCUACGGGAACGGCACCAAUGAGGUCAAGCUUGGGAGGCGUAACACUGUGGGCUGUGACAAUUCGGAAGUUGCCCUAUGGUCUUCCGCAACCUUGCCUCGUGUCCCACGCCUCGCCGACCCAACGUACCCGGGCAUCGACUCCGCCGCACCAGCUCCCAACCAGAGCCGCAGUAGUUCCCACCGGAGCAGCAGCGCGAGCUUCAUCGACGCGACACACUCGCAGGCCGCAUCCGGCCCUGCCUCCCCUGCCACGAUCGCCACGGACGAGUUCGAGCAAACCCCCGCCGUCGAGCCCAUCAUUGUUCGCAACUCCUCGCACAGGAGCCUCACGCACCGGUACCCGAUGAAGGCGGUGCUGGACACCAUCAGCCGCACCUCGAGCAAGCGUCGCGCCUCCUUCUCGGGCAGCAAGGAGCCGCCGCCGCCUGUUCCGCUGCCGCCAGCAGCGUCGCCUGCUGGCACGCCGUCCCGGGCCUCGAGCAUACGCAGGAGCCUGCUGCCGGAGAGCUGGUCGCUGCCGGGGCGGGCGAUGGUCGCGCAGGACAUAUGCGAGGAGGAUGAGAUUGUCACGCUGCAGUCGGAGGCGGACGAGUGGAUCGCGAUGCAGGCGUUUCUAGACGGCGACCACUCGCGGACGCACAUGGACGACGAGGCAGCGGUUCCGGGGUGGGAGCAGUAUAAUGACCUGGGCGGCUUGACAGAGGUUCGGUAA